AUGUCGGGUCGUGGAAGGGGACGCAAAGCUGCUGCCUUGGCGGAGUUACUGCUCACGCUAGCAGGAACAUCCGGCAAGAAGAAGAGGAAGACUGCAGCGCAGUGCUUUCGCUGCCAAAAGCUUGACCACUUCGCCAAGCACUGCAGCGGCACAGUUGCGUGCUUGAAGUGUGCGCAAGCACAUGACACACGCGACUGCAAGAAGCAGGACACCCCCUGUACCUGCGUCAACUGCGGCGGCGCACACGCGGCCAACGCCCGUUCCUGCGCCUACAGGAGAAAUUGGCGCGGACCGGAGAAGAAGAAGACGCAGAAGCAAGUGACCACCACACACGAAGAGGUAGUCUCUUGCACAAAAGACGUCGUCCACAGGCGUCUAAAUGACGGUGUACAAGAAGCCAUGUCCGCCUUCAAAUCCGCCAUGGCGGAAGAGAGGGCAGCCAUGUUGGCGGAACUGGGCGAGAGGCUCGGCGUCAGAUUGCUGUGCCGACGCAGGAACUUCGCUCAGCCAAAGAAGACUCCGCCACAAGAGAAGACACCGCCACCCAGACGACUCCUGCACGAGAGAAGGAAUUCGCAACGGCGGCCAUGCAGACCGACCAGCCUGCCGAAGGGGAGGCGACACAGCACAAGAACAAGGACACCGAAGCAGCUGCACAAGGAGAAGAAGAGUGGGAAGAAGUCCCAUUCCUCCCGCUUCCAGACACGUACAGUGCAAAGACGACGACGGAGGCGCCGCAAGUGCCACCGUAAAAAGACGGAGCCGGAAGGUGAGAAGACAGCUACCACUGCCAACAGGCGCUCCAGUGAGAGUGGGGCGGGGGACCGGCCGCCGACGGCGGCUGAGCAGGCGCUGCAGGUACAGGAGAUGCGCGCCAUGCUGGCCGCCGCGGCGGAGGAGGCGAUUGCGGCCUUCAAAGCCGCCACGGAAGAGCCUUCAGGGCCACCCUCACCUCAGAGAUGA
Messenger RNA from Schistocerca piceifrons (Central American locust), 963 nucleotides. RefSeq lists its product as uncharacterized. NCBI's taxonomy places the organism in Eukaryota, Metazoa, Arthropoda, Insecta, Orthoptera, Acrididae. The record is from RefSeq and is a predicted model, not a curated record. The transcript is spliced from 2 exons. Bases 1 to 963 code for a protein of 320 amino acids.